CAAAGACAUAAAUGACGCCUGAUAAGCGAUCUAGGAAAUCAGAUAGAUUCAUACCCUCCCGUACACCUCUUAGUAAAGUGUCCUACAAUCUCGAUAAAGCAGGACUUAGCGAUGAAAAGAGCAGUAAACCAUUGUCAGAGGAUUUUUUUAACACGCUGGGCCAGGAAACGUUAGCAGCGCCCACCCCUAUUGAAACAACAACUGAUGCCAAUGAGAAUGAAGAUAAUAGACAGAAAAGGAGGAGGAAGUCUUUGAGCAUGCACACGACACCACCCCGAACAAAAGUUUUGCAAACAACUACUCAGGGUAUGCUACAGACAAGGUCUCUGCGACGAGUGAGCCAUACGCCCAAGACAGUCCUGGACGCUCCAUACAUGGCUGAUGACCAGUACUGUAACCUCAUGAGCUGGUCCUGUGAAGAUGUUCUCGCUGUUGCACUCCAGUCACAUAUCUAUACAUGGCGAUCAUCACACGUCUCUAUGCUUUGCGAUGUACAGGAGACAAGCAGUGCACUCCGUGUCGCUUCACUUGCCUGGGAUCCCACCGGGAAAAUACUCGCUGUUGGUCUCGAUGACGGCACGACCCAGCUCUGGGAUGUCCAACAGCGCCAGUGUAUAGGUCAAGUCUGCAAACAGAGCGCAAAAGUUGGCGUUAUCAACUGGUCCUCAGGUGUACUAGCAUGUGGAUCGCGCGAUGGGAGCAUAUUUGUGAAAGACACCCGCAUGGCAAACACAAACUUACGUUUGAGGCUUCACAAGGGGGAAAUAACGAGUUUAACCUAUAGCGCAGCCACCGAAGCGCUAGCAAGUGGAGGUAAUGACAACAAGCUUUAUCUCUGGGAUAUUCGCAGUCGCGGGCGACUGCUUAAGAGCUACACAGAUCACGAGGGUGCUGUCACAGCACUGAGCUUUAACCCUCACCAUCGUGGUGUGCUCGCUUCUGGAGGUGGAACUUACGAUAGAAGGAUUGUAUUUAGAGACACCAUACAUCAAGGCAGGAAGACUCUUGGUGACUACGAUACAGGCUCACAGGUCUGUAAUCUCUAUUUUUCUACAAAUACCCAAGAGUUACUCUCUACGCACGGUUUUAGUCAAUAUAGUCGCGGGAAUCUUGUUUGUCUUUGGCAAUACCCGUCUAUGAAGCAAAUUGCAUCGAUAAGAAGCCAUUUAGGACGCCCAAUAUACAUGGGUGUGUCUUCUGAUGGCACGACUGUUGCUACUGGAAGUGGUGACGAGACUAUACGCUUCUGGAAGCUUUUUCCACCACGACAAGAGAACAAACCAGAAUCAGUCUUCAAUCUUACUAAAUAUAUACGCUGAGCGUAUAGUCCAUAUAUCUGCAUCUGAACCUUGUAUAAUCAGCAAACAUUCAUAUACUUGUAUACA
Messenger RNA from Wallemia mellicola CBS 633.66, 1385 nucleotides. RefSeq names its product WD40 repeat-like protein. The record is from RefSeq and is a predicted model, not a curated record. Gene Ontology annotation, cellular component: anaphase-promoting complex. The transcript has 4 exons. Gene Ontology annotation, biological process: positive regulation of ubiquitin protein ligase activity; anaphase-promoting complex-dependent catabolic process; positive regulation of anaphase-promoting complex-dependent catabolic process. NCBI's taxonomy places the organism in Eukaryota, Fungi, Basidiomycota, Wallemiomycetes, Wallemiales, Wallemiaceae. Bases 12 to 1319 code for a protein of 435 amino acids. Gene Ontology annotation, molecular function: ubiquitin ligase activator activity; protein binding; anaphase-promoting complex binding.